Molecule: messenger RNA, 1527 nt
Organism: Colletotrichum karsti
Lineage: Eukaryota; Fungi; Ascomycota; Sordariomycetes; Glomerellales; Glomerellaceae
Product: wlm domain containing protein
Exons: 3
Coding region: 1-1527 (508 amino acids)
Source: RefSeq, a predicted model, not a curated record
AUGCCGAUCGGCAUCCAGCGGCUCAAUGCGAAGCGAUCGCAACCGAACGACCGCAUCAUCUUCAUCAAACCACUGAAAGGCCGCGAUGAAAAAGUCGCACAAGACUUUCUGGAGAGAAUAGCAGCACAAUGCUUGCCAGUUAUGAGAGAAAAUCAUCUUUCGGUGAUGUCACUAGAGGAGUACGAGCCGAACCCUGAGUUCGUGGGCAGAAACUUUAACGCCGGAGAGAUCGUGCAGCUUGUACUCAAAUCGCGGUCAGGCAGAUGGCUGCCAUUCGAAUAUGUGCAGAUGGUGAUGAUGCACGAGCUGGCGCACUGUAAGCAAAUGAACCACUCGAGAGCGUUCUGGGCGGUGAGGAAUCAAUACGCCGAGCAGAUGAGAGGCCUCUGGCAGCGAGGGUACACCGGCGACGGCAUUUGGGGUCGAGGUACCCUGCUACAGACAGGCCAAUUCCAGAACAACGUUGCGCUGCCCGGAGAACCCCUUCCAGAGCACCUUUGUGGCGGAACAUAUCGGUCGCGCGGCCGCAAGAGAAAGGCCAAGCCAAAGCUGUCCUACAAAGAACAGAAGGAGCGUCGGAUUCUGAAGAAGUUCGGUGCUAAUGGAGUCGCCCUGGGCGCAGACGAAGAAACCAAGGUCAAACUAGAGGGCGGCAAGCGCACGCAGGCAAAGCCUCGAGUAGCUGGGAGCGCAAGAGGUCGCGAACUGCGGGCAGCCGCAGCGCUCGCUCGCUUCGACCAGAAGAAGGAGCCGGAGGAGGAUAUCAAGUUCGAGCCGAAGGAUGAAGACAGCACCGAGAGCGAGUACGAAGAUGAUCCGGUGGAUAUCAAGGCGGAAGACGCAGUCGACAUUGAUGGAAAGCGGAUUCUCGAUGGCAAGGGCCGCGGCAUGAUCAAGGUCUGCGAAGACGAGAAUCCAGACGACCAGGAUGCUCAGAACGAACUACAAGAGCUGCGUGCUUCGGUUAAGCAGUGGCGACAAACACAUCUCAACUUCAAACGCGAGAACGAGCCCUCAGCAUCGACAUCCCGGGACGCACCAAAGAAGGAGCUGCAAGAGAAAAAGCCGGCUACUACAGGUCGUCCAUCGAAGCAACCAUCGCCGCCCAGAGUGAAAGUCAAGAAGGAAGAGGAUGACGAAGUACAGGAGGUGCCAAUCUCUGCCAUCGCAACUGCAGCCUCCAUCAAGACAGAAGCACAAGACGGACCUCAAACAAUUCCAGAUCACCGUCCAACGUCGCCCCCGCGCGCGGCACCACGCUCGGGCGACAGUGGGUCGACGCCCUCGAACAUCACGACGUCGUCGAUACCGGCAACAACGCUGCCGGCUGAAGUCAGUUGUGGAGUCUGCUCCUUUGCGAACCCAGGCCUCGCGAUAACGUGCGCGGUGUGCUCCCACGUGCUGGACCCGGCAAGCGUGCCGAACGCCUGGCGAUGCCGGAGCGCAGCGUGCCAGGGGAGCCAGUAUCUCAACCCCGGCGAUUUUGGGGUCUGCGGAGUCUGCGGCCAGAGCAAAAAGCAAGACUGA